AUGAUGAUCAAAGGAAAGGAAUGUCUGAAGCUACAUACUAGAAAAGUCAAGCCAUUCUUUGUAGGUGUCACCAAAGCUGUCGAUUUAUGUGCUGCUCCGGGAAGUUGGAGCCAGGUGCUGUCGAAGCGACUCUUUGAAAAUGGAAAAGACAGGGAUGAUGUCAAAAUCGUUGCCGUCGAUCUCCAGCCGAUGUCACCGAUCGCCGGCGUCACACAAAUUCAAGGUGACAUUACCGAC
Ostertagia ostertagi is the source of this 237-nucleotide messenger RNA. NCBI's taxonomy places the organism in Eukaryota, Metazoa, Nematoda, Chromadorea, Rhabditida, Trichostrongylidae. The record is from the annotation of a GenBank genome assembly.